AUGGGGGCUUAUAUGGCGAGGCCGUCAACCGAAAAAAAUUCGGACUCGGGAUUCACUGACUGGAUAACCUACGGUGUCUCAUCAAUGCAAGGCUGGCGCAUGCAGCAAGAGGAUGCCCAUAACUGUGAACCAGAAUUUGAUCCAUCGCGAUUCGCUUCACUGUUUGCUGUAUACGACGGCCAUGGAGGAUCCGAAGUAGCCCGGUAUUGUGCUGCCUACUUGCCGGCUUUCCUGAAAAAUUUACCUACGUAUGCAACAGAUGAUCCGGCUGAGGUCCUCAAACAACUAUUUGUGGAUUUUGAUGCAUCCCUGGUCACUCCCGAGGCUAGAGCUAUUCUACAUUCUCUCGCGGAAAAGAACGAAAAACAAUCUGAGGAUGAAAUUGACGCAUCAGACGACACGGACGAAGACGGAAGUGAUUCAGAGAUUAGUGCCCUUCGGGAAGAAGCAAAUGAACCUCUGGAAUCUGUGUUAGAACGUUAUGGUGGUGAGGAUGCUCUCCCAACGAACAUCAAGGAUUUACUGGUUCGUCGUAGAAAGGUCAAGGCUGGCGAAUGCAGCAACACUCAGGCUCCGGAAAGUGCCGUGAAUUCGGUUGAUCGUUUUGAUAGCCCCGAUCGCGGUACUUUCACUCCAGGUGACAAAAAUCACAAUGAGAUACACGGAUCAACUGAAGCAUUGGAAAAUGGCCUGAACCAUCCAAAUGACAGAGUUCAUUCCUUCAGCCAAUAAGAAUGGUGGCACAGAUGAGGACGAGGAUGAUGACAGUGAAGACGAGGAUGUGGAGCUGACUGGGGAUGCUGAUGAAGACGCCAGUAGCACUGAAGACAGUGAAGAUACUGCUGAUGAUGAUGAAGAAGAUGAAGACGAGGAUGAAGCAAUCAGAGGUCUUCGUUUGGGCGUUCCCAGUGCGUUAAAGGAUCAAGAUGACAGCGAACCUGGUGUGGAUAGCGGAACAACUGCCUGUGUCGCCUUGUUACUCCCGUAUAACGGCAUAGUGAAGCUGUUUGUUGCUAAUGCUGGUGACUCGCGUGCUGUCCUCUGUCGCGGUACUGUCGCCAUAGACUUAUCAGUGGAUCACAAGCCGGAAGAUGAAGACGAAAAAUCUAGAAUCACAGCUGCUGGUGGCACAGUCACCCGCGAUGGUCGGGUGAACGGGGGUUUGAAUCUCAGCAGAGCUCUUGGAGACCACAGUUAUAAGCAAGCACAAGGACUUCCAUUGGCCGUCCAAAUGAUUACGCCAUCUCCGGACGUCACACAGUUUGAUCUUAUUCCCGGUUCCGAUCAAUUCCUUGUCAUCGCAUGUGAUGGCGUCUGGAAUUCCAUGACCAGCCAAGAGGUCGUUGAUUUUGUGCGCGAGCGCCUACAAUCAAAAUUGGAUACCAAAGGAGAUGAACGAUUGACGCCUACCUCUGAUCGUGAAUCUGAUGCAAUAACACUGUCAAAAAUAUGUGAAGAGGACCAUGUCUUUACUGAAGACCCGGCGACAGAUUCCACCUGGCCGCCACCACAACUCCAUCCGGCGCAUCAUUCGACGCCAGGUGACCUGAGUGUCCGCGCAGACCGAGAAGCUUGGUGGACCCGAAAGACCAAAGAAAUGGAAGAUGCAAGCAAUGCUGGAAACGUGAGCAAACUGUUCCACUUGAUUCGUUCGACUGGACCUCGGAAACCUCUUGUCAGCGAAGUAAUCAGGGACAAAAAUGGCUCCCUGAUAUGCAGCAAAGCAAAACGUUUGGACCGUUGGGCACAGUACUUCGAGCAGCAAUUCAACUGGCCAUCUGCUACCUCUAAUCCAGUAACCUGGCCUUCAACAGACAGGUGGACCGUAAAUAUGGAGUCGCCUUCAGUCUCAGAAGUGUCUGAGUGUAUUUCUCUACCCAAGCGUCAUCGUGCCCUGGUACAGCCCAUGUACAACCAUGAAUUACACAUAUGCAAAUAA
Molecule: messenger RNA, 1939 nt
Organism: Opisthorchis viverrini
Lineage: Eukaryota; Metazoa; Platyhelminthes; Trematoda; Opisthorchiida; Opisthorchiidae
Exons: 7
Coding region: 704-1939 (411 amino acids)
Biological process (GO): protein dephosphorylation
Molecular function (GO): protein serine/threonine phosphatase activity
Source: RefSeq, a predicted model, not a curated record